Molecule: messenger RNA, 790 nt
Organism: Hermetia illucens (black soldier fly)
Lineage: Eukaryota; Metazoa; Arthropoda; Insecta; Diptera; Stratiomyidae
Exons: 1
Coding region: 5-790 (261 amino acids)
Source: RefSeq, a predicted model, not a curated record
CGCAAUGCAACGGUUACCGAUCUUACUUUUGGCCAUCGCCAUCUUCGCUUUGGCUGCAGCGGACGCACGAGCCAGCAGUAAUCAGGAGCUGCAGAACGCGAUUAACUGCAAAUCCGUGUGUGGGGAUUGUCGAUGCCGCGGAUACUACUGUGGGGAGGAGUGCAUUUGUGAGUGCGACAGUGAGAACGAGGAGGACAUCAGGUGCCUGGCCACUAUGCACAAUAAAUGCAAAAAGCUUCGGUUUCCGUUCGAAGUUCUAAUCCAAGGUCCGAGCGGGAAUCGCUUCAUGCGCAGUGCUCUACUGUUCGAGGAGAUAUAUCAGCAGUGCUUGAAGCACGACGCCCAGAAUAAGAGGAAAACGAUAGUCCUGUACAAGCCACAGCAAAAGCGAUCUAGGAGGCAGGCUGAAGAUGGAGGUGAGGAGCCCGCGCCUCCAGAAGAAGAGCCAAUUGUAGGCGCCCCGCAGCAAUCUCCACCCGAAAAUGAUGCGCCCAGCGGUACGGAUGGGGAGCAAGUGCCCGCGGCUGCCGAGGAAUCUGAAACAAAUGUUGACGCCCCGACCGUAGGCAUUCCUCUCGCACUAGCCCUGCCGGCUGCCCGUGCCAAAUCACGACUCACUCUAACCACAAUCCGAGCUCAAUACGAAGCAGCCUUAGCACGUUUAAGAGCCCGAUUGGCAGCCACGAGACCAUUUUUGAUCGGAGCCGGAGCUGCAGCAGGGGGCAUCGCGGCUGCCGCCGCAAUACCAAAACCGCCACCGCUUCCUGUGCAGCCUUUAUUCACCUUUUAA